This is a messenger RNA of Pyrenophora tritici-repentis Pt-1C-BFP, 1527 nucleotides long. RefSeq names its product MRS6, RAB proteingeranylgeranyltransferase component A (RAB escort protein). Gene Ontology annotation, cellular component: cytosol; Rab-protein geranylgeranyltransferase complex; nucleus. The record is from RefSeq and is a predicted model, not a curated record. Gene Ontology annotation, molecular function: GDP-dissociation inhibitor activity. NCBI's taxonomy places the organism in Eukaryota, Fungi, Ascomycota, Dothideomycetes, Pleosporales, Pleosporaceae. Gene Ontology annotation, biological process: vesicle-mediated transport; small GTPase-mediated signal transduction; protein geranylgeranylation.
AUGGAAACUCUCGACAACACCGAAUGGGACGUGGUCAUUGUAGGCACUGGUCUACAACAGUCUCUCCUAGCCCUAGCUCUGUCGCGCUCGGAUAAGAAGAUUCUCCAUGUCGACGAGAAUGACUACUACGGUGGUACCGAGGCUGCAUUUAGCUUGCAGGAAGCUGAAGAAUGGGUUCAGCGCGUAAAUCAAGAUUCAUCGAAUGCUGCCUUCUCCGACGUCGCUAUCACGAAAGCCGAGACUGGCGCGGGAUCAUCAGCCAGCGCACUAUCCUUCUCGAGAUCAUACAGCCUCUCAUUGAGCCCCCAGCUCAUCUACGCGCGCUCAUCCCUGCUUGGUCACCUCGUCUCGUCCAGGGUGUAUCGCCAGCUUGAGUUUCUCGCUGUCGGUAGUUGGUGGGUGUACUCGGCAGAUGCACAGACCCGGGCGUCUGGCUCUCCUAAGGACUCAUCACAGCAUGGGAGAUUGGUCAAAGUACCGAAUGGCCGAGAGGAUGUCUUCCAGGAUCACGACCUGGACUUCAAGGCAAAGCGUUCUCUGAUGAAGUUCUUACGCUUCAUUGGCGGAUAUGAAGAGCAGGCCGAGGUCUGGGAAAGGGACCGACGACUUCCGUUCUCGACUUUCCUGUCCGAACAGUUCAAGGUUCCUGCACCCCUACAAGAAGCACUUGUGGCUCUUACACUGUCACCCAACGGCUCUGCUCAGACGACGACCGAGUACGCGCUACCCAGGAUCGCAAGGCACCUGCGAUCGAUCGGUGUCUUUGGUGCUGGUUUUGGGGCCGUCAUACCAAAGUGGGGUGGCUUGUCUGAGAUUAGCCAGGUGUCUUGCCGAGCCUGUGCUGUAGGGGGCGGUGUCUAUGUCCUUGGCAAAGGCAUAGCUUUCCCAGAUGACGCAGUACCAGAGACAACUGAAAGAGGUACAAAACUCUGCCUGAAAGACGGCGAAGUAAUCACCUCAAAGUGGAUUGUAGGUGGAAGCUCGUCGACAGCCCCUGAGGACAUGUACUGCAGAUCGAUGACUAUCGUAUCAUCAUCUCUGUCGCAUUUGUUUCCGCCCAUAGGCGAAGAAGCGCCAGCACCGGCCUCUGCUAUCGUGGUAUAUCCAUCUGGCUCGUUGCCGUCGGCAUCGCCAGUCCAGCAGCCUCCAGUCCAUGUUCUAGUGCACUCGAGCGAUACAGGCGAAUGUCCUCCAGGUCAAUGUGUAUUAUACGCUUCCACAUUGGCGCAUGAUGAUGGCUUCGAAUUGCUACAAAAGGCCGUUGAGUCUCUGCUUUCUGUUGUUGAAACCACACCGCGGUCAACGGUGCUCUGGUCAACCAGAUACAAACAACGACCUUGUUCUGGGACCGAGAUGCUGCCAUCUGGUCUUGACAACUUUGUUCGCUUCCCACCUUCCUCCAUGGAUCUCACCUUUGACGAUCAGGUACUUGAUAGCGUUAAAGAUGUGUGGCAAAAGAUUGCAGGGGAAGAUGCAGGCGAAUUCCUGGUCUUCCAAGAUAGGGAAGAUUACACAGAGGACGAAUAA